UUUCUAUCUAUCCAGAGUGACGCCCACGAGGACUCCAGCACAGUCUAGACCCCAGACAAGACACAGCAUGAAGGAGCACCAAGAUUUAAUAUCACAGUCUAUAAUUCUAGAGGCAAAUGGACCAGGUUCAAAGGACAAUAAGAAAGUAUCCGACAAUCCUAAUUUAGAUCUUUAUGAAGCGAUGUUUCGUCAGUUUACAUUCACUGGAUAUGACAUUAUGCAAGACGAGGCACCCAAAAAGCCUGUCAAACCGAAAAAGGACACCACAGAAAUCGCUAAAUAUAGUGCAAUAUACGUGGACGCGUGCAAGAAGAUGGGUCUCGUGCCAGUGACGUACUUGGCCGAAAGACUGGCAGAGAAAGAAGUAGAAAUGAACAGCCAUGGCCUAGGCCCACAGGGGGCAAAAGCUGUUGCCAUAUCAUUAGUGCGGAACGACAAGGUACAGUACCUUAGUAUAGAGGACAACUGGAUAGGAAUUGAGGGCGCUAGUUACAUAGCAGAAAUGUUGACGGAAAAUUUCACUAUAACAGAAUUGAAUCUUGCUGAGAACCGUAUUGGAUCUGAAGGUGCAAUAGACAUAUUAAAGGUGCUACUAGAAAAUACCAGCAUAAAAAUGCUAGAUCUCUCAGGAAAUGGCAUUCAUGACGAUGCAAUGGGAGACCUAGCCGAGGUGCUAAUGGAAAAUAUUUAUCUCAGGGAACUUCGUCUCAGUCACAACCAGAUUGGAGAGGACGGAGGACCAAUUCUUGCCAGAGCUUUAAAGUCCAACGAUUCAUUAGAAGUGUUAGAUAUCAGCUGGAACCACCUCAGAGGGAAAGCUGUCACCGCGAUUGCUGGAUGCCUGCAGUAUAAUGUUGGCCUGCGUAUGUUGGACAUAUCCUGGAAUGGUUUCGCACUGGACGGGUGUCGGGUGUUAGGGAAAGCGUUAAUCGCCAACAAGACGCUGCAAGAUCUGGACAUUUCAAGUAACAGACUCCAUCCUCAGGCCAUAGCAGAGCUGAUGAAAGGAGUGAAGGACAACCAAGGCUUGGUUAAAAUCAGUAUCUCCAGCAAUCCUAUAACGCCCAAACUUGCCCUUGCAAUCCUCCAGUCUUUAGAUAAGUGCAAUCCGCUAUCCGAGCUCUCAGAGGUGGACAUGUGGGACGUUGUCGUCACUCAGGAAUUUGUGAAUUUUCUCGAAGAGAUGCAAAAAAAGCGCGAGCUGGUUGUAAAGUACGGUCCUAUAAUGGGCAAAAAUGAUCAUCGACACUACACAUCCGACGCCGCACUGGGCACGACGGACCCACUCGAAAUCCUGUUCAACUUCAUGACCCGAGAGGGAAUGCGUGUCGUGGAUCUCUUCAAUAGGUUCGACACAGACGGCAGCAGUAGUGUAAGCAGGGCAGAGUUUAGGGACGGCCUCCUGGGUGUGAACGCCCCUCUGACUCGUGGUCAACUAGACGUGUUACUGGAACAAUUAGACGAAGACGGAGAUGGCGAAGUCGAUCUCAGUGAACUUAUGUCAGGUGCUUCACGCUUUAAAAGAAGACAGAUGCGGAGGAGACUGAAACAGUUGAAACACACAAAGACCGCUAUACGUAAAAUUGAAAAGAACGAUGAAGCAGUAAACGCUGAACUGCUGCUAUAG
Messenger RNA from Lingula anatina, 1627 nucleotides. RefSeq lists its product as uncharacterized. The record is from RefSeq and is a predicted model, not a curated record. Lineage: Eukaryota; Metazoa; Brachiopoda; Lingulata; Lingulida; Lingulidae. Gene Ontology annotation, molecular function: calcium ion binding; protein binding.